Messenger RNA from Blepharisma stoltei, 285 nucleotides. Lineage: Eukaryota; Ciliophora; Heterotrichea; Heterotrichida; Blepharismidae. The record is from the annotation of a GenBank genome assembly.
AUGGUAUUGAAAAUUUAUUUUACUUAUAAUCAACUUGGAAUAGAAGAUGAAGAUGGGCAAGAUUAUCCAACUGUAGAACUUGAUGAAACUCAUAUUAUGACUAUGGAUCAUGAUCCCAAAAGGCUAUUCGGAAUUUUUGACAGAGGAACAGAAGACUAUAGAUUUUACUAUGUAAGCAACGAUAGAACUUGGGAAAAUUUAUCAGGAUAUAUUCUAAAUGCAGUAUCAAACGAUCAAACGAAUGCUACAGAAGUAUUUACAGAUGGCUGAGCAGCUUACAGAUAG